This is a messenger RNA of Papilio polytes (common Mormon), 980 nucleotides long. RefSeq lists its product as uncharacterized. Gene Ontology annotation, biological process: regulation of transcription by RNA polymerase II. The coding region runs from base 171 to 896 and encodes 241 amino acids. NCBI's taxonomy places the organism in Eukaryota, Metazoa, Arthropoda, Insecta, Lepidoptera, Papilionidae. Gene Ontology annotation, molecular function: DNA binding. The record is from RefSeq and is a predicted model, not a curated record. The transcript is spliced from 2 exons. Gene Ontology annotation, cellular component: nucleus; transcription regulator complex.
AAAUUUCUGUAAUCAGUGUCGAUUAAGAAGAUUGUUGGUCACCCUAUAAAACGCCGCCAUUUUACGACUAAACGCGGCGCGUCAGUCGCGCGGCGUCCGCUCGUUCGUGUGUACCGUCGCGUUUAAACGCUGGCGGUUCGUUUUCAAAAUAAUUUCUAUAGCUUUUUAAGAUGACAACAGUGCAUUUCGAAUACGACCCGGAGAGGCUAAUAGAGGAAAUAAAAAAGCGUCCCGGGAUAUGGGAUUAUGAUAAUGUUGCUUAUCGUAGCAAGGCAAUACGGCAAAAACUAUGGACGGACGUUGUAAAGGAACUAGUCGAGCCAAACGUCAAGUUCACGAAGUGUGAAUUGCGAGAACUUGAAAUCCAGCUACAGAAGAAAUGGAAAAGCAUCAGAGAUUGCUUUCAAAAAUUCGUAGUAAAUCCGAACAGAUCAAAAAGACCUUAUAUUUACAGCAAAAAGCUUAAUUUCCUUCUCAAGGAGGAGUCGACUGCGAGAGCUGGUGCAUCUACUGAACAAGAGGAUGGGGAAAAGACCAGCAUUUGGCGAACAAGAAGGAAGUUGAGUAUUAAGAAAGAAAGUUCAGAUGAUAACGAUAGUGAAACAUACAGUUACAAUGACGAUAACAAAUCGGACGGCUCCAACGUUGACGAAGAAAAUGAAACAAAAUCGCCUAAAAAGAUCAAAACCAAUAGCAAUAGCCUCGUCGGCGAAAUCGCUUUCGCUAAUGUUGACGCGCAUAGUUUUAAUGAAUCAGAGGAUAGUGAUAAACUAUUCCUUAUCUCCCUUCUACCUCAUCUCAAGUCAAUACCUGAUGAGUUCAAAUUAAACGUCAAAAUGGAUAUGAUGAAUGUGCUGAGAAAUGCAAAUUUUAACACGAGUCAAAAACUAAUUUAAUUACAUAUAUUACUAUAACAUGUGUGUAUAUUACUAUAACAUUAUUGUGUAUACUUUAAGUAUAACUUUAUAGAAUAAUAAAAU